AUGUCUUCGAAUGACCCUACGGCCGCCACAGGGAAUCAAUGCCUGGAGAGGAGUGAGGAAGUACGAAAUUUAUUAAGUGCUGUCCAAGAACGCAUUGUAGCCUUUAUCCAGUCUGCAGACCAAUAUGAUUUCAGCUCCGCAAAAGUUGAGGAUGCCUCAGCCCGCAGUUCGGCACUGGUACAGAGCAUGAGACCGGAGGAAUUACAAGCCGCUUUGAAUCUCGAGAUCCCUUCAUCAGGUCAGGGACAAAAUGGCUUCCUUCGAAUUCUAGACCAGGUGUUAGAGUACUCGGUCAACACAUGGCACCAGGGAUUUCUGGACAAACUGUAUUCAUCCACAAAUGCGCCGGGUGUCGCAGCGGAGUUGAUUAUCGCCUCAUUGAAUACAAAUGUUCAUGUGUAUCCAGUGUCGCCUGCACUCACUGUUAUUGAAAAAUAUACUUCAAAACAGGUAGCAUCGCUUUUUGGCUUGGAUGGGCCUAAAGCAGGAGGGAUAUCGGUUCAAGGAGGUUCGGCUUCUAACGCUACCUCUAUAGUCGUCGCUCGAAAUACUCUAUUCCCCAAAACUAAGAAGGACGGCUGUGAUGGAUACAAGUUUGUUCUCUUCACUAGUGCACAUGGCCAUUAUUCUAUAGAAAAGGCAGCACAGUCGCUUGGGUUCGGAAGCAGUGCUAUUUGGGCUGUGCCAGUCGACCAAAAAGGACGAAUGAUCCCUCAAUCCCUGGAAAGACUUAUUGUCAAAGCUAAGAGUGAGGGAAGGACACCGUUUUACGUAAAUGCGACCGCCGGGACAACUGUUCUCGGGUCAUUUGACCCUUUGGAACAAAUUGCUUUCAUUUGCCGGAAACAUAAUCUUUGGUUUCAUGUUGAUGCUUCUUGGGGAGGUUCAUAUGCGUUUUCGAGAAGGCAAAGAGCAAAAAUUGCUGGUUCCCACUUGGCGGAUAGCAUCACCGUUAACCCGCACAAAAUGCUAGGCGUUCCGGUGACCUGCUCAUUCCUUCUGGGUGCAGAUAUGAACAAAUUCCACCGGGCAAAUACGCUACCUGCGGCAUAUCUGUUCCAUAACGAUUAUUUAGCUGCUGACCUGAAUGGCAACGCAGAUGUGUCUGUACCCGACGUUUGGGAUCUUGCUGAUAUGACGUUGCAGUGCGGCCGUCGAGCCGAUUCCCUCAAGCUCUUUUUGAGUUGGACUUACUACGGCACAGAGGGGUAUGAGCGUCAAAUCGAUGCCGCUUCUGACAUGGCCGCUUACUUUGCUGCGGCUGUUUCUGAUUGCCCAAAUCUGCUCCUCAUCAGCGAGAACCCACCCCCUUGCCUCCAGGUUUGUUUUUGCUAUGCUCCUAACAAACAACUCGUCUUCCGCCGCGAUCAGGAAAUCGAGGGUAAUCGAAUUGACGAGGAAGAACGAGGCAAGCGAAAUAGCAAGAUAACUGAAGAGGUAGUCCAAAAGCUAGUCCAUUGUGGGUUCAUGGUGGACUUCGCGCCACCAGUUGAGGACGAUCCAUCCGCUGGAGAUGGGAAGUUUCUCAGGUGUGUGGUGAAUUUGCAGACAAAGAAAGAGACUAUCCAUGCCUUGAUAGAUGCUGUUUUGGCUGUUGGGUUGCAGGUUGUUGGGCCAUGUGGGCGUUUUGUAGGAGCAAAACCAUUCCGCAUGGGAAAUCCUGGAGAGCGUGGACAUGGGCCAGUUGUUCGUCAUUGA
Molecule: messenger RNA, 1698 nt
Organism: Histoplasma capsulatum G186AR
Lineage: Eukaryota; Fungi; Ascomycota; Eurotiomycetes; Onygenales; Ajellomycetaceae
Product: glutamate decarboxylase-like protein
Exons: 2
Coding region: 1-1698 (565 amino acids)
Biological process (GO): carboxylic acid metabolic process
Cellular component (GO): cytoplasm
Molecular function (GO): carboxy-lyase activity; pyridoxal phosphate binding
Source: RefSeq, a predicted model, not a curated record